This is a messenger RNA of Paecilomyces variotii, 1426 nucleotides long. RefSeq names its product 2-nitropropane dioxygenase. Gene Ontology annotation, molecular function: nitronate monooxygenase activity. NCBI's taxonomy places the organism in Eukaryota, Fungi, Ascomycota, Eurotiomycetes, Eurotiales, Thermoascaceae. The transcript has a single exon. The record is from RefSeq and is a predicted model, not a curated record. The coding region runs from base 140 to 1186 and encodes 348 amino acids.
AUAAUUCUAAACUCAAUCGCAGGGGUCUAUUCUCUUUAGAGUUCCUAUCGAACUCGAUAAUAAUCUAUAUGCUGCUUGUGUCUGGUCUCUUCUAAGUCUCUGUUUCUGUGACUCUCUUCUUAAAACAAUCACCGCCAUCAUGUCCCUGCAAACUCCCCUCUCCAAGCUUCUAGGGAUCAAACACCCCAUUCUCCUAGCUGGCAUGGCCCGCGCAUCAGGCGCUCCCUUGGCCGCAGCAGUCUCCAAUGCAGGAGGCCUAGGCACCGUGGGAGGUCUGGGUUAUACGCCCGCUCAACUAGACGAGAUCCUAACAGAACUGAAGUCCCUUCUUCACGACAAAUCUCUCCCAUUCGGCGUGGACCUCGCUCUUCCAAAGGUGGGAGAUGGCGCACGCGCCACAAACCAUGAUUACACCCAUGGACAUCUCAACGAACUCAUUGAGGUAACGAUCAAACACGGUGCAAAACUAUUUGUUUCCGCAGUUGGCGUCCCGCCCGCGCAUACAAUCAAGCGUCUUCAUGAGGCGGGUAUACUCAUCAUGAAUAUGGUAGGGGCACCGAAACAUGCGGAGAAGGCGCUCAAGGCCGGCGUUGACAUUGUCUGUGCGCAAGGUGGCGAAGGAGGCGGUCAUACGGGCGAUGUUCCCUUCUCGAUCCUUGUCCCAGCGGUGGUUGAUGUUGCGAGGAAAUAUGAGAGUCCCUUAACUGGUCAGCCGCCUAUGGUUGUCGCUGCGGGAGGUGUCAAUGAUGGACGCAGUUUAGCUGCGGCGUUGAUGCUGGGAGCGUCUGCUGUCUGGGUGGGAACUCGUUUCGUAGCCUCCGAGGAGAGCGGUGCGAGUAAGCUACACAAGGAGGCGGUUGUAACUGCGAGAUUUGGAGAUACGCUGCGUACGCUGGUCGUUACGGGGCGGCCUUUGCGCAUAAGGCCAAAUGAGUAUAUCCAGGAAUGGGAGAAGAGGCCGGAGGAGAUUCAGCGGUUGACAAAGCGAGGCAUUAUUCCAAUGGAGCAUGAUAUAGAGGAAGGGAAGGAUGUGGAUUUCCCUUACCUGAUGGGAGAUGUGGCCGCCGUCGUGAACGAUAUCAAACCAGCUGCUGCGAUUGUUCAGGAUAUGGUCCAGGAGGCGGUGGCCGCGCUUAAACAUGGAGUAUCUUAUAUUAAUGAGGGGGGAGCAGCGAGCAAGUUGUAACGAAGCGGAGGGAGUGACUACACUAGAGGAUUGGAUUGCAUGAAUCUUUUGUUGGGUGAAGAAUUGCAGGAUGACCAUUUCCAACGACGCAUGCUACCCUUGAAGAAUAGCUUACUACGGUAUGGCAGGAACAAUAGUUACAAAGGCACACUGUAGACAAUUCAAACCCGCAUAAUAUAACAUAACACGUUUCAACUAGAGCGACUCGACAACAGGAUCGUGCCGCAGAGUAGCGACUUC